This is a messenger RNA of Penicillium chermesinum, 1374 nucleotides long. RefSeq lists its product as uncharacterized. Gene Ontology annotation, molecular function: ubiquitin protein ligase activity. The record is from RefSeq and is a predicted model, not a curated record. Gene Ontology annotation, biological process: protein ubiquitination. Bases 1 to 1374 code for a protein of 457 amino acids. Lineage: Eukaryota; Fungi; Ascomycota; Eurotiomycetes; Eurotiales; Aspergillaceae. The transcript has a single exon.
AUGCAGGGUUUCAUCAAUCUCGCCAGUUUCGGAGUAGAGGCGACUGACGCCCUGCCUGCAGGCACCACGAGCCCACCGAGCCAAGCGGACAUAGCCGCUCGUUUGAUCGUGCGUUUUCGAGAAUUGGUUGCUCUUGAUAUCGAAGGUUCUCCUUCUCUAGAGGGUGUCUUCGGGGCAAUAGUCGAGUGCAUCGUGACAGGAAGACAUAUCCGCCAAAUCCAGGGCGAAAUUGUGGACCUGUUAAAUCAGAUAACUCUGUCUUUCAUAGACGGAGCCUCAGACCAAGUUACAACAAGCGGAUCCGAAGCAGAGGAGGGCGAAGACGGGGACGAAGGGAACGGGCCGGAAUUUCCGUCAGAAGCAGCGACUAACACGGAGUUGUUCUAUCUCGAGGCUGAACGGAGAUUGACCGACGAAGAUCAAAAAUGCAUGUGGUGUCUAUACGACGUGCCAGCGGGCGAAGUCGCAACCUUUCUUCCUUGCAGCCAUUGGUUCCACCCACCCUGCAUUCGAGCUUGGCUCAGGUUCAACGGUCAUUGCCCAUGGUGCCGACAGACAAUCAACGAGCGAAUCUAUAAGGCCAGAUACGCCCGCGUGGAGCUGGACGGACGUGUAAUUGAAGCAAGCCGAAGAGCCGAAGAAAGACGAGAUGCAGCGGUCGCAGCUAUGCAAGAGGCCAUGUCCUCGGCAGAGACUGACGAAGAGAGACUGAGGAUUCAAGUAGAAUAUCAAGCCAGGGUUAGACGACAGAUCGAAGAAUACCGGGAUGAGCUCCUUUACGAAGACAUAAUUAUACCCCCCUGGCCAUUGAUUAGCGCUGCCAUUACUCGUGGGAUUCCGCAGCCGCCAAGAGAAAUCACCUCUGCUCACGGACGGCCUCGUUCUCAGGAGGAGGAAGAAAAGCAGAGGCGGGGCCACAGUGCCCCUGGCCGGACAAGCGGGCGCCCGGAAUGGGGAUCAGGGACCAAGCGAGAACGAGAGGAAGCUGACGAGCAGGGGAGGCCACCUAAAGCCGCAAAAGGUUUGCAUGAAGGGACAGCUGAACAUGAUGAAGAAAUAGGCGAGCAUGGUGGUGCAACAGGCGAACAUGAUGGAGAAAUGAGCGAGCAUGAUAGUGCAACAGGCGAACAUGGCUGUGAAGGAGCAACAGGCGGCCGCAACAGUAAUAACGGCUCAUGUAGUAGCAGAGAGACGCCCACUAGGACGAAUCGGAACACUCCGAAUGAAAGAGCGCACUUAGGUUCUAGGGUUUCGAAUUCUAUCAGGCGGGUGAGAGACUCGGCUAUGGCUCGCACGCAGUCCAUCCGGCGGAUGGUUCGUUCUAUUCGAGAUAGGCCGCGCAGGACUCGGACUCGAAGAAACCCAGACCAAUAG